This is a messenger RNA of Papilio machaon (common yellow swallowtail), 1274 nucleotides long. RefSeq names its product alpha/beta hydrolase domain-containing protein 17B. Gene Ontology annotation, molecular function: palmitoyl-(protein) hydrolase activity. The record is from RefSeq and is a predicted model, not a curated record. Gene Ontology annotation, biological process: protein depalmitoylation. Bases 171 to 1034 code for a protein of 287 amino acids. The transcript has 4 exons. Gene Ontology annotation, cellular component: endosome membrane; plasma membrane. NCBI's taxonomy places the organism in Eukaryota, Metazoa, Arthropoda, Insecta, Lepidoptera, Papilionidae.
GCUUUAUAUUAAAACUAUUACACAUUAAAAAAAUGUCUGCAAUGUUGUCUAAAUGUCAAAUGUAGUGAAAUUUCUUUUAUUUUCGCCAUGACCUGUAAUUUGUGAGUUGUGGUUUCUAAUGGAUAGUGCUUAAAUACCUUUCAUUUUAUCGUUUUUAAUAAAUUUUCAUCAUGAACGGGUUAAGUUUCAGUGAACUCUGUUGCCUGUUUUGUUGUCCGCCAUGCCCAGGGAAAAUCGCGGCUAAGCUUGCAUUCCUGCCUCCCGAACCCACGUAUGCAUUUACACCUGACGAAACUGGAUCAAAAUUUUCUUUAACACUCACCGAACGAGCAGAAUGGCAAUAUUCAGAGCGUGAAAAAGAAAACAUCGAAGGUUUCUAUUCUAGAACUACAAGAGGCAACCGAAUCGCUUGUCUCUUUGUUCGGUGCAGCCCAAACGCCCGUUUUACAAUAUUGUUUUCUCAUGGAAAUGCGGUAGAUCUCGGACAGAUGAGUAGUUUUUAUUUAGGUUUAGGUACUAGGAUAAAUUGUAAUAUAUUCAGCUAUGACUACUCUGGAUAUGGUGUAAGUGGUGGUAAGCCGUCAGAGAAAAAUUUGUAUGCGGAUAUUGAUGCAGCUUGGCAAGCACUAAGGACACGUUACGGUAUCAGCCCAGAGAACAUCAUCCUGUAUGGGCAGAGCAUUGGCACAGUGCCCACAGUGGAUCUGGCCGCGCGCUAUGAGGUGGGCGCCGUGGUGCUGCACUCGCCGCUCAUGUCUGGUAUGCGGGUAGCUUUCCCCAACACUAAGAGGACAUGGUUCUUUGAUGCUUUUCCUAGUAUCGACAAAAUUCCAAAAGUGACCUCUCCGGUUCUUGUGAUACACGGUACUGAAGAUGAGGUGAUUGAUUUUUCACACGGCUUGGCGAUAUACGAGCGCUGUCCCCGCGCCGUUGAACCUUUAUGGGUUGAGGGAGCAGGUCACAAUGACGUGGAACUGUUCAACCAGUACCUGGAGAGGCUGAAACGGUUCGUUUCCGUGGAGCUGCUCAACUGACAAAGACUGCCGGCCGCUGGCCAAACUACUCAAGGCGAUGAACACAAUCCCGCAUCGACAUUGAGCUCCGGAACUUCGAGUUCGGCCACAGAGAGACUACUCUAGCUAGCGGGGGCCGGGCCCAGUCGGGCCGGCCCCAACAAAUCCAGCGCCAACGGUCCCGCGAGCCCGCACACCUCGCGCGACCGCGACAAACGUGCAGACCCCGAGCCCGCGCCCCCGCCACCGCCUCCGCCCGCG